CCCCCAAUCCCGAAACCCUUCCCCAUUCUCUCCCUCUCCUCUCCUCUCCCACCUCUCCUCUCUCGGUGCAGAUCCCGGCCGGAGCUGCGGUCGGAGGGCGGUGGCGGCGGCAGCUACCGGCGAUGGCAGAGGCGGCUCAAGGCGGUGGAUGCGCGGAGGGUGGAACCAGCGGCGGCUCCCCUCCUCCCAGAUCCGGUGUAGACGGCUGCGGAGGAUGGAGGCGGCGUGGAGGGUGGACACGGCGGCGGCUCCGCCGGGAGGGCAGUGGCGGCGGCCGUCUCCUCCAGAUCUGGCGCCAUCGGACCCAAACCCUAUCCUGCCCAACGCUCGGCCGCCGCCUCACCCACACGGGGCGCAGGACUCCCCCCGCCACCUUCCGCCCUCCCCAACUCGUCACCGUCGUCGUCCGCCCUCCACCCGCCGCCGACGAAGUCAUCCGUCCUCCCCCGCUCUCUGCUGCCCGUCCUCGUGUCUCCACCGCUCCACCUCCAUACCCCACGCCGUUGGAAAGGGGGAGAGUGUAGGGGCAAGGACGGCGGCGCAAAGAUCUGCCCCCCUGUCCUCGGGAGCGACGGUGGCUCGCGGAUCCAUCGGCCUCUGUCCUUUGGAGCUGCUAGGCUCAAGUGGGAAGGACGGCGGCAUGCGGAUCCAUCGCCCCCCGUCCUCGGGAGCCUUAGCGGCACAUGGAUCCAGCGGCCUCCGUCCUCAGGAAUGGCAUGGCGGGAGCGGGAGGGCCGGCAGCAUGCUGAUCUUCCUGCCUCCGUCAUCGCGAGCGGCGGCGGCGGGCUUAGACGAGCGAGAGCGAGGGCGGCUGGCUUAGGCGAGCGGGAGCGAGUGGCAGCUGCAACAACAACAACAGUGAUGGUGGCUGCGACGACGAUGAUGAUGCUGACGGCGGCUGCGACGAAAACGACGAUGGCCUCCUCCAACCCCGGCACCGGGCCGGCCGUCGGCGACGACUUCACCUGCCUCGAUCACGCCGCUGCCGCCCAAUCCUCCCUCACCUGCGAGAUGACGAGGGGCUUGCUCAGCAUCGAGCCCUUGACGAGUUGGAGUGCGCAGUGCAUCAGAUUCAGACCACCUUCGCCGCCUCGAGCUUGACCUCGUGCUCGCUACGGUACUCCAUCCUUCACCCCCACCACCAACUCCCCCUUUUCCCCUCCUGCUUUCUGCUUGUGUUGACUCGAUGGAGAGAGCAAAAUCCACUCACCUGCAUUCCUUGAGAAGGCAUGGUAUUGCUCUUUCUUUGAACAGGAACGGCUGUAUUUUAGAUUGUUUUACUGUGUGAUGAAAAAUAGAGAGAGUUUGUGAGUUUCAAAUGAGCUUUUCUUUGGCUCCAUUAUACUGAUCCACGGUGGUGUAGGAUCAUACGAGACCAAACAAACCUACCAGAGAGGGGUGAAUGGUAGGAAAAACCAAAAACCCAAAAUCUUUUACAGAAUUAAAGAUUAUUCUCGAACGAAGUCGGUGACGAGGUCUAGUCGCCGCUGGUCGAACCGCCCACCUGCCGCCGGUCAGACCGCCCGAACACCUGCGGUCAGACUGCCGCUAUCCCACCGGUCAGACCGCGUGCACACCUACGGUUAGACCAUCGGGACAUAGAAAUACCGGUAGAUGACAAACUCGAAGAUGUAGAUUGAAACUUUUUGACUUUAUUGCAUCAACUAGUGUUUACAAAGUGCACAAACAGCACUCCUCACCAAAAUCUCAAACUAAACUCGAAACCCUAACUUUCUCUCAACUCUAGUCUCUCUAGAACCAAUAUUAGGAGGCCUCACCCUCCCUCUCUAUUUAUACAUAAAAAACCUCCUACUCAUAGUAGAUGUAGAACUACUAUUUACAAUAGGACUUAAUCCCUCAAUUUCCUUAUUCUCCAAAACCACAGCCGAACGCUCCUGUGCCGGCUCGGUCUCGGUCUCCUUCCUAUUCCUCCACGCGCUGACCCUUCCUCCAAGCAGGCCGCCAACUCACCACCUGGGCCGGCCUGUCUACAACACAAGCAAGCCCACGUGCACAUCCCAGCCGAGGCACUGCCGCUUGCCGCCAUCACACAUGUACAGCACACGUACAUGCAUCCCCGCUACAGUACCUCGUGUACUGUAGCACAUCUUUUCUUCUUCCAGUUUCUUCGUAAUUUCCUUCGCUAACACCGACACUUGCACACACACCUCGUGAAGCCCGUUGUGAAGAUCUCUCCCACACGAUGUCCAUCCACCGUAUACCAUCUCGUAUCCAACUUCGUCACCCGGUAUCCUUGACCUUCUGGAUCUCAACUCCUCCAUGAAUCUAGUCCCGAUCCCCACCGUUGACCGAAGUUGACCUCCAAGAAUCCUGACUCUAGUCAAUUUCUUAUAUGGUAUCUCGACCGCACUACACAUCUGUUCCUCAUUGAACAUAGUCCCGGUCCUCACCAUUGACCAAGGCUGACCUCAAGUCACCUACACACAAUCAGACAAAACAACCAUUUCUGGGCACAGAAAUCACAACCUGAUCCACAUUAGUCACACGCACUUACACCAACAUCCACACAUUUUUUCAAACCAAUUCAUCGAUUAAAUCAUUUGCAUAGCUAAUUGUUCAUCACAAAUAUUAAUCAUGACAAUAUUCUUUUCGAUAAUAUGAUGCUUGCUUGCAUAGCUUUCCAUGAAGAUUAUAUUGCACCCAUGCCUUCUCAUCAGCAUUGGCUACUCACUGCCUAAAUUUCAUAAAAUUGCCGUCUCACAGCUCCUCCUUCCCCCUCCUCUCUUUUUUGUUAACUUUGGUUUUCAUAGUUCAAGAAUAUGACACACUUUGGGCAUUGGUAGGAUGUGUUAAUAUUGCGAAAUGACAAUGGAGAAGUGGGCACUGAAAAGAACAGUCGAUCGUGUGUUGCCUAAUCGUCAGACAGUUAGAUAGUAGAUGAAGCAUUGUUGUGAGGCUGCCACUUUCCCAAGGAGAACGUUGUCCAUGCCAUGGGCCAGGCUAUCGAUAGCAGCGCAUCUUCUGGUUGCCCAUCGAUCCAUGUCCAGGUACAGCAUAGGGUUUUGUUAGGGCGCUAGCGUUAGGGUCUAAUUCAGGGUAUGAGUGCUUCAGGGACUGCACGGCCAUCGCGCUGGGUGGUUGAGGAGCCCUGCGACUAUGCCGCACUGUCUGAAUCAAUAUGCGAUGUAUGAUUUUUGUUAUGCACGAUACUUAGCCUGCUAACCUGAAUACAGAAUAGUUGCCUUUGCUCAACUAUUUUGAUAGGUAAAUCUGAAACCACUGAACUAAAUUAAUUUUGCUUUGGUGAGUUCAUUUAUAAGGUAGGGAGCUUGUCCUACAUCACAUUCCUGACUCCAGCUUUCUAUAUACUACAAUAGUUGUCUUUUUCUAUGUUUUUGAGAAUUGUGCCUGAAUUUCACUAGAUCGCGUCUUUUUGAAAUGAUAUCUUAGGUUGUUUGCAUGACAUGGGUACUACUAGAUUGCUACCAGGUUAACUGGUUAAGUCUAUUAUUGAUAUGAAGGAUUAUUUCAGUCAGACUUACAAACUGAAAGAUUUCCAAACUUGUCAGUGACUUACAAAAAUGUGCAAAUGUAUCUGUUGUCUUCCAUUAAUCCAAGUAUAUUUCUCCCUGGGGCACUGUUGAUAUUUUACGCAAUCUUGCAAGUAUCAACUGGACAUGACAGGCCAUCCCUCCUAAAUAAAGUUACCUCAUUUGUUUCUCAUCAAUGGGAUAUGCAUCAAGUGUCUAAAGAUGGCAUUGUCUUGGAGAAGAAUUCUGAUGGGGGUAACCGAUUGCAUUUCCCCCUCCAGUUUUGAAAUUAUAUUUUUGCUAUCACCUAUUUACUACUUUUUAAUUUUUGUUUUCAGUGCUAAUUUUAUAAUCAAUGUAAGUAUUUUAUUGCAAAAUUGAAAGAUCGGAUCAUCGGAGGAAUGUUCCGCUUUGGUGUAUGAACAUGUUACAGUUGUAUUGAACAAGCAAUUAGGUGAGCAAGGCGAAAUUAGAGCGAAGAAGAACCUGUUGGCACCAUGGCUAAGGGCCUCCUUCACUGGAAAUUCUGAGCAUGCUUGGUCCUGCAAUCCUGCUGAUGAAAACAGUCGAAAUCUAUAUGUAACCCUACCUCCCCACCAUUUGCAAUGCCCUACUUGUAGAUUGUAUCAGCUGAUACCAUCAAUGCCACUGUAGAUGCACGCCUCUUUCUGGGAUCUAUAGAGUUCUUUCGGGGUUCUAUAGAGUUCUUUCGGGAUUUCUGGUGGGCAUCAAGCAAUUUUUUACGUGAUCAAGAGAUUACUCUUUUCCUGCUGAAUAUUAAAGCAAAGUUGAUUCCAUCUGUUGUUGCAUUUAUUUCGGUUUCCAUAAGCCUCUUCAUGAAGGAUUCAUUGCCAUACAUCCCAAUCAUAUUAUUUGGCAACUAUAUAAGCUGAAUUUACCUGCAUUGCUUCCGAAAGAGGCUGGAAGCAGUCUUUUAAAGGCUACCCAAGUGAUGAAGUCUUAUUCUCUUGCUUCUUCUCUGAAUUUUUGAGGUACUGAUUUUCUCUUGGGAUCUGUGUUGUUUCUGUAAGCCAGCUGCUGCUGAAGCCUCAAGGCAAGGAUCUUUACUGUGGAGUAUGCAUAAUUACUGAACACAAUUACAUAAACUUGUCUGAUUCAGGAAGAGGACAAAUUGGGACUUGGGAGCAAGAGAUGUGGUAGGACUAGAGGAGAGAGCCAAUUGUUUGUCAUGUACAGGAUUCUGUUCUUGGUAAUUAAUUCCGAAAGGAAAUCGAUAAAAUUUGAGUUAGUAUUUAACUGUGAUAUAUACAGCAUAACUGAAUGUUUCAACGCAAAUACGAUAAUAAACUCUGGGUUACCCACGAUAAA
Molecule: messenger RNA, 4820 nt
Organism: Oryza sativa Japonica Group (Japanese rice)
Lineage: Eukaryota; Viridiplantae; Streptophyta; Magnoliopsida; Poales; Poaceae
Source: RefSeq, a predicted model, not a curated record